This is a messenger RNA of Malania oleifera, 1929 nucleotides long. RefSeq lists its product as uncharacterized. The record is from RefSeq and is a predicted model, not a curated record. NCBI's taxonomy places the organism in Eukaryota, Viridiplantae, Streptophyta, Magnoliopsida, Santalales, Ximeniaceae. The transcript has 3 exons. Bases 271 to 1779 code for a protein of 502 amino acids.
UAUUAAUGAAUCUGUAACUGUUACUCCCUUCUUCUUUUUGUCCUUGUCUUCUUCUUCUCUGUCUGGCCAGCUAAUCUUCCAUUCUCUCUCAGAGCAAAGUGGGGGUCUACCACCAUUGACAGAAUCCAUCUGAAAGUUCUACUUGGUUGAGAAAAAUCUGAAGUAUCCAUACGGUUUCUCUCUUUUCUAUUAUUUUCAUCAGCAGAAGAAUUCAUAUAAAUCUCAAUUCUAGCUCUUGCUGGUAUAUCUAUCUAUUGCAGCAUAGUAUACAUGUUUGCAAUGGCUGGAGCUCGUCAAAAUGUUGUUCCUAAGCUUAAGAUCAUGACCCAGCUGCCAGUAGAGGACAACAACAGUGGUACUGAAAUGCCGAAGUCCAGGCAAUCCUCUUUCGCGGUGCAUGAAAAGCAGAAUCACAGAGGAAAGGGCGUUGAAGGCAUCCCUCCACCACCUGGAUUUGGUGGCCAUGACAUGAAAAUUUUCAAAGGAAAGAGUGUUGAGGACGACAUCCCUCCACCGCCCGGAUUCAGUCCUCGUCCUCUUGGAAUGUCCAAGGAGGAGUACUUGAGGUUGCAGAAACGGAUGUAUAUUGAUCUGAAUGAUAAAAGAAGCUCUUCUUCUCGUGCUGGUACUGCUAGAGGGAUAAACAUCCAAACGGUUCCUCUCUGUUUACCACUCAAGGCUCCUGUUGAGAAACAAACAGAGGGGGUGAAAGAAAAGGAACUAAAAGAAACUUCCCCUACAAUUCCUAACAGAAGAAAAAGCAAUCGGAUUUCACACUCAAGUAUGAAGUGCCUGGCACAGGAACCACAAAAACGGAAGCGCCGGUGCACUAAAGGGCAAAGCUUGAAUUCUAAUAAUAGCUCACAAGCAGAGAAUUCUACAGGCAAAAAUAGGAGAAUGGAUGCCCAUGGGGGCAAGCAAGCUCCUACUCAGCAGCCUUCUCAGCCUGCAGCACAUAGCAUGGCAGAAAAAAGCAACUACUCUCCUUUGCAUGCCACAAGUAAUGAUGUGAAUGUUUUUGUGAACCCUUUAGCUGAGACCAUGUUGGCAGAACUCCGAGGCUUUGUUAAUUAUUUGGAAGAUAACUUCUCUCGGCCUGUGGUCGACGCUCCAGAGUAUCCGCUGGAAAAGGUCAAUGAACUCAAUGAACUUCAAAAGGCACACGAAAGACUUUCACAUCUUUUAUCCUUGGAUUUUAGGAUAUUGAUUGAGCCUGAAAACUUGGCUGAAGUUGUUGGUCUUUCAGCCAAACUACAGAAAGAUACUAGCUUAGAUGCUGUCCAACUUAAGAACCUAUCACUGAUUGAGAAGCUCCCUUUGGUGAGUAAUGACAUUCUGAAAAUGGAGUGGUCCAUCAAACUAGUCAAUAGAUUCUUCCUCAAUCUUAAAGACAACAUGGCACGGUUUACUUCGCUGAAGGUGGAACACGAAAAUCUAAAAAAGGCGGUGUCAAAAGCACAGGCUGAAGUGAAUGUGAAUACUUCAUGUAUGCAGGACAUUGAAACUCAGAUCUUACAUCUUCAAACCUGUCAUGCUGAACUGGCCACAGCGGUGGAGUCUAAGGAGGCCACAAUGAAAUCGCUAACCACCUCUAAAAAUGAAAUUUUUAAUGCCCUUACGAGAAUCAAUAAUGACAUUGAAGACGCGAUGAGAAGGAAACCAUGGUGGGAAGAGAAGCAGCAAGAAUUAGUCCAUCUGAAGGCCAAUAUACUGUCCAAUUACAGUUUUCUUAAGGGUUUUAGCGUUUUACUCUCUGAGUUGACCCAGAUCGAGAGAUGAUCCAUCUAGUUCAUGAUGUUCUAUUGUCCACUUUGCUGCUUUGAUCCUUUAAACAAAAUCUGUUUACCUUAAAACUUGAUGCUUACCAUUGCUUUGUAGGAACAAUACUGUUUUGUAUGCCGCUAUAUAAUUCGUACUUUGAAUUUUACA